Oncorhynchus keta (chum salmon) is the source of this 1872-nucleotide messenger RNA. RefSeq names its product glutathione S-transferase A-like. Gene Ontology annotation, cellular component: cytoplasm. The record is from RefSeq and is a predicted model, not a curated record. Gene Ontology annotation, molecular function: glutathione transferase activity; glutathione binding. The coding region runs from base 56 to 745 and encodes 229 amino acids. The transcript has a single exon. Lineage: Eukaryota; Metazoa; Chordata; Actinopteri; Salmoniformes; Salmonidae.
AACAACACUACCAAGUCGACUACUCCUCGUCUUUUUCUCCGCGGUGUCUACAAUCAUGGCCAAUAACAUGACACUUCUCUGGUGCACCUUCUCCGUUCCGUGCUGGCGGGUUAUGAUCGCUCUGGAGGAGAAAAUGUUGCAGGGAUACAACCAGACGCUGUUGGACUUCGAUAAAGAAGAGCACAAAUCUACAAUAGUCAUGGACCUCAACCCCCGGGCACAGCUCCCUACAUUCAAACACGGGGACUGCAUAGUGAACGAGUCCUAUGGAGCAUGCAUGUAUUUGGAAAACCAGUUCAGGUCCCAGGGGACCCAGAUGAUUCCUGAGGGUCUAGCCGAACAGGCCCUGAUGUACCAACGCAUGUUUGAAGGCCAAACCUUCUACGAGAAACUUAGUGAUGUGGUCUACUAUGAAUAUUAUGUCCCUCGGGGAGAGAGACAUGACUCUGCUAUCAAGAGGAACAAAGAUAACCUUGCAAUUGAAAUUCAACUGUGGGAGGGAUACUUUCAGAAGAUGGAGGCAGGCUCUUACCUGGCAGGAAAAGCCUUCUCGUUGGCUGAUGUCCUUGUCUUCCCCACCAUUGCCUACUCCUUCCGCUCUGGGCUGUCAGCAGAGAGUUACCCCAAACUGAGAGCAUACUACUCUAUGAUGAAGGACAGACCAAGUGUCAAAACUACCUGGCCCCCACACUGGCUAGAAGACCAGGAAAAACCUCAGUGGGGUGACUUUCUCAAAGAGCUCUGAGACUCACUCCUACUAAAGGAACACAUUAUUUAAAGUAUUAUAGGCACUUAAAAUCUACGUACACUAUAUAUACACAAGUAUGUGGACACCCCUUCAAGUUAGUGGAUUCGGCUGACAGGUGUAUAAAAUCGAGCACACAUCCAUGCAAUCUCCAUAGACAAACAUUGCCAGUAGAAUGGCCUUACUGAAGAGCUCAGUGACUUUCAGUGUGGUGGCGUCAUAUGAUGCCACCUUUCCAGCAAGUCAGUUCGUCAAGUUUCUUCUCUGCUAGAGCUGCCCUGGUCAACUAUAAGUGGUUAUUGUGUGGUGAAACGUCUAGGAGCAACAACGGCUCAGUCGAGAAGUGGUAGGCCACACAAGCUCUUAGAACAGGAUCGCAGAGUGCUGAAGCGCAUAAAAAUAAUUCGUCCUCGGUUGCAACACUCACUACCGAGUUCCAAACUGCCUCUGGAAGCAAUGUCAGCAUAAGGACUGUUCGUUGAGAGCUUCAGGAAAUAGGUUUCCAUGGCUGAGCAGCCGCACACAAGCCUAAGAUCACUAUGCACAAUGCCAACCGUCGACUGGAGUGGUGUAAAGCUCGCCGCCGUUGGACUCCGAAGCAGUGAAAACUCGUUCUCCGGUGUGAUGAAUCACGCUCCACCAUCUCGCAGAGUCCUGACCUCAACCCCAUUGAACAACUUUAGGAUGACCUUACUCCUGUGGCUGAAUGGAAGCAACAUCCCCGCAACAAUGUUCCAACAUCUAGUGGAAAGCCUUCCCAGAAGAGUGGAGGCUGUUAUAGCAGCAAAGGGAGGGGACCAACUCCUUAUGAAUGCCCAUCAUUUUGGAAUGAGAUGUUCGUCAAGCAGGUGUCCACAUACUUUUAGUUAUGUAGUGUAGUUUCCCUUGGUUGCACACCUCAUGAAACGGAAAAGUUGCUUUUUUUUGUGGAUUUACACAUUUGUUUUUGUAACAAACAAAGGCUGUUUUGUACUGUAACACCAUCUAUGUUUGUAAGAACAUGACAUAACAAGAAAACAUGUUUUUAGAAAUACAUGGCUCUGCUGGCAUGUUGUUACUACUCCCCCUGCUGGCGAUCUGAGGAUCCUUCAGAAAAUAACAUGAUCUGUGCAAAUCUACAAAAAUAC